AUGCAGAGGUUAACUAAGUUCGAAUCCAAGUCCUCAAGGGCGAAGGGUAUCGCCUUUCAUCCCAAGCGACCAUGGAUCCUUGUCUCUCUCCAUUCUUCAACCAUCCAGCUCUGGGAUUACCGAAUGGGAACCCUUAUCGACCGCUUCGAGGAACACGAUGGCCCCGUUCGAGGUGUCGAUUUCCAUAAAACUCAGCCGUUGUUCGUGUCCGGUGGUGAUGAUUACAAAAUCAAGGUGUGGAGUUAUCAAACGAGAAGGUGCUUGUUCACGUUGAAUGGACAUCUUGAUUACGUCCGUACUGUCUUUUUCCAUCACGAAUUGCCUUGGAUUGUCAGCAGUAGCGAUGAUCAGACUAUUAGAAUAUGGAACUGGCAAAACCGUAGUUUGAUUUGCACCAUGACCGGGCAUAAUCAUUAUACUAUGUGCGCCCAGUUUCACCCCAAGGAAGACUUAAUUGUCUCUGCAUCCCUUGAUCAGUCCGUUAGAGUUUGGGAUAUCUCGGGCCUUCGCAAGAAACAUUCGGCCCCAACCUCUAUGAGCUUCGAGGACCAGAUGUCUCGAAAUCAACAACAACAGGCCGAUAUGUUUGGUAAUACCGAUGCAGUGGUCAAGUUUGUUCUCGAAGGCCAUGAUAGGGGUGUUAACUGGGUCGCGUUUCACCCUACCUUGCCACUGAUUGUUAGUGCAGGCGACGAUAGACUCGUUAAAUUGUGGAGGAUGAGUGAUACAAAGGCGUGGGAGGUUGAUACAUGUAGAGGGCACUUUCAAAACGCCUCUGCUUGUCUUUUCCACCCUCACCAGGAUCUUAUACUUUCCGUCGGUGAAGACAAGACGAUUAGGGUUUGGGAUUUAAAUAAGAGGUCGUUGGUGCAGACUUUCAAACGCGAGAACGACAGAUAUUGGGUCAUAGCCGCCCACCCAGAAAUCAAUUUGUUUGCUGCAGGUCACGACAAUGGUGUUAUGGUUUUCAAACUCGAGCGUGAACGACCAGCUUACAACCUACACCAAAAUAACUUGUUUUUCAUUAACAAGGAGAAACACGUCCGAAGUUUUGAUUUUACCAAGAAUACCGAGAGUUUGUCAAUGGUGAGCUUGAAGAAGUUGGGUAGCCCGUGGAUUCCACCAAGGACGUUGAGUUAUAACCCUGCGGAACGUGCGGUUUUGGUUACAUCUGCUGCGGAUGGCGGUACCUACGAAUUGAUUCCUCUGCCCAAAGACUCGACUGGCGCCGUUGAGCCCACGGACUCAAAGCGUGGAACUGGAAACAGCGCUGUAUUCGUUGCUAGAAACAGGUUUGCGGUCUUUAGCAGCCAGAAUCAACAGAUCGAUAUCAAGGACCUCUCGAACAGCACAACGAAGACCAUUAAGCCUCCUGUUUCAAUCAACGACAUCUAUUUCGGUGGAACUGGUUGUUUGCUUCUAUGCGCAGCUUCUUCCGUCAUUUUAUACGAUAUUCAACAGAAGAAAACUUUGGCUGAGCUACCUGUCAGCGGCGUCAAGUAUGUUGUCUGGACUGCUGAUGGAACUCAAGCUGCACUCCUUAGCAAACAUAACAUCGUCAUCGUGAACAAGAACCUCGAGCAGCUGAGUUCUCUGCAUGAGACUAUCAGAAUCAAGAGCGCUGCUUGGGACGACUCCGGUGUUCUUCUUUAUUCCACCCUCAACCAUAUUAAAUACACACUUCCUAACGGCGAUAAUGGCAUCAUCAAAACCCUCGAUCAAACUGUUUAUCUCGUCAAAGUCAAAGGCAAAUCCGUUUAUUGCUUGGAUAGGGCUGCUAAACCCCGUCAGAUCCCCAUCGAUCCAACCGAAUAUCGCUUCAAACUCGCUUUGGUUAAGAGGAACUAUGAGGAAAUGCUCCAUAUUAUUCGAAACUCCAACCUUGUCGGCCAGGCUAUCAUUUCCUACCUCCAGAAGAAAGGGUACCCCGAAAUCGCUCUGCAGUUCGUCCAAGACCCAGCAACAAAGUUUGAACUAGCUCUUGAAUGUGGAAACCUCGAGGUCGCUGUUGAAAUGUGCAAGGAGCUCGAUAGACCACAGCUAUGGACAAGACUAGGAACCGAAGCUCUCAAUCAAGGCAACCAUCAGGUUGUGGAGAUGACAUACCAGAAGCUAAGGAACUUUGACAAGUUGAGUUUCUUGUACUUGAUCACCGGUGACAACGAGAAGCUUAAGCGUAUGGGCAAGAUUGCCGCACAUCGUGGAGACUAUAUGUCCCGUUUCCAAAACUCCCUGUACCUCGGUGAUGUGGCUGAGAGGAUAGAACUCUUCAAAGAGAUUGAUCUAUAUCCACUGGCAUAUGUCGCUGCCAAGGCUGCUGGCCUUCACGAUGAAGCUCAGGAGAUUCUCGAUGCCGCAGGGUUAACUGAAGAUGAAGUCAAGCUUCCUUCCUCUGGAGCUGCCCUUGCUCCUCUGCGUCCCGUCUCAGAAACCUACAAAGCGAACUGGCCUCUCAAGGCUACUUCUCUCUCGUUCUUCGAAAAGGCAAUUCUUGGCCAGCUUGAUGAUCUAAAGAUUGAAGACGAACCUACCCCAGCAACCAACGGAUUCGGAUUCGAAGAAGAGGAUGCCGAAGGUGACAAUAAGAGGCCUAAUGGUAAUCUCAUGGAAAUUGAUGAGGAAGAAGUCGACGCGGCUGGUUGGGACAUGGGAGACGAUGAUCUCAAUAUUGAGGACGCCCCAGAAAGCUUUGUCGAUGUCCAGAGCGGCGAUGCUAGUGGCACAGGCGCCUCGGAAGCCGACAGUUGGGUCCGGAAUAGUGGUAUCGCUGCCGACCAUGUCGCCGCUGGUUCGUUUGAGACAGCCAUGCAGCUUCUCAAUCGCCAAGUCGGCGCCGUUAAUUUUGCCCCUCUUAAGCCAAGAUUCAUGGAGAUUUAUCAAGCUAGUAGGACAUACCUGCCAGCUACUGAGGGCCUCGACCCGUUAGUUAACUACAUCAGGAGAAACCCCGAUAUUACUGAUGGAAGGAAGGUUCUGCCCUUCAUUCCAAAGGAUGUUGAGACGAUCCGCACUGGCGAUUUGCAGAAGGGUUACGCUUCAAUGAAGGCAAAUAACCUAGCUGAAGGUGUCAUUGCCUUCAAGAACGUUUUACACUCGAUUCUGGUCACCGCUGUUGCAAGCAAGGAGGAUGUUGAAGAUGCCAAGCAAAUGAUCCAAUCUGCGACAGAAUACAUUACAGGCAUGUCGAUAGAGUUGGAACGAAGAGAGCUACCGGAUACCCCUGAGAACAUCAAACGUAACCUCGAACUGGCCGCUUACUUCACCAAACCGCAGCUGGAGGGUACACACAGAACUCUAGCGCUAUUGGCUGCAAUGAAAGCGGCCUAUACCAAGAAGAACGUUCUUUUGGCUGGCCACUUCGCCAAUAAGGUUCUUGAAAUCGGAGGAUCAGGCAAGAUGCUUGAACAGGCUCGCAAGAUCAAAACUGCUAGCGAACGCAAUGCCAGUGAUGCCAUUGAAAUCGAGUACGACCAAUAUGCUGAAUUCGAUGUUUGCGCUGGAAGCCACACGCCCAUUUACUCCGGCUCGCCCCUGGAACAAUGUCCUUUCGACGGCAGCAAGUAUCAUAGUUCAUGGAAGGGUAAAGUUUGCGCUGUUUGUGAGGUUUGCCAGAUCGGUGCUCCGGCUAGUGGGCUGCGGCUUUUGGCCGGCUAG
Molecule: messenger RNA, 3654 nt
Organism: Orbilia oligospora ATCC 24927
Lineage: Eukaryota; Fungi; Ascomycota; Orbiliomycetes; Orbiliales; Orbiliaceae
Exons: 8
Coding region: 1-3654 (1217 amino acids)
Biological process (GO): retrograde vesicle-mediated transport, Golgi to endoplasmic reticulum; intracellular protein transport; intra-Golgi vesicle-mediated transport
Cellular component (GO): COPI vesicle coat
Molecular function (GO): protein binding; structural molecule activity
Source: RefSeq, a predicted model, not a curated record